CAGCUUUUAGCAGGCUGUGGGUCUUCCGUAUUUUGCGUUGAACUGUCAUAUAAAUAUUUCUAUACAUCAUACCAUUUUCUUUUCAUCAACACAGGCGUUAACAUCUUUGGAACCAACAUGAGUUUCUCUUUGGUGCGCAAACAUCUUAGCCAAAUGGGGAGCCCUAGGCCUCGUUCGUCCUUGGCACGAAGCUAUAUACCCAUGGCCGGUCCACCCCGAUUUCCGAUGAGUACCGCCCAACGUUUGAUCAUCGGCGUCGGAUCCUUGGGCAUCAUGAUGAUCAUUCCCUAUUGGUGUCUCUUCAACAUGCGUCGGUGGUCGAGGAUGCACUUGGGCCUUCCGCCCGAGGAGGAGGAGAAGGAGGAGCCUCCACCACCGGAGGCACAGGAGGAAACAGACAAGGAAAAGGACAAGAAGGACAAAAAGGAGAAGAAAAAGUAGAUCCUGGACCAAACGACACUCAAACUCUUAAACGGUGACUUCAGCGCCACUCUUUUACUGGGGUCUUCACAGUCAUACUCUAGAAAAUCCAACGAUUUCAAAAGUCCCAUUAAAUUGUAGAAAAAUGAUCUUCAUUCUCAACACAUUUCACUGGACACAAAAAAAAGUAGCAACAGCGUGGAGCAAUUCAACACAAUCAUAUCAUAUUAAAAUUGCGAGUUAAAUCGUUAAACCAGCGCAUUU
Messenger RNA from Drosophila suzukii, 684 nucleotides. RefSeq lists its product as uncharacterized. The record is from RefSeq and is a predicted model, not a curated record. NCBI's taxonomy places the organism in Eukaryota, Metazoa, Arthropoda, Insecta, Diptera, Drosophilidae.